AUGAAGGUAUGGGAAGACGAUGAGGUAACUAAAGAGAAAGCAGCUGAAGUUAGUGUUGAGGAAAAGAUUGCUGACAAGAAGAAGAGUGACAAGAAAAAGGAUACUAAAAAGAUGACAUCUGGUAAGAAGCAAGGUCCGCAUCAACAACAAUCGCCACAAACUUCACAUGCUAGGAAGGAUCUGACCGAAGAGCCAUCAAAGAAAGCUUAUCUAGUUCAUCAAGAAGAUGAAAGAAUCCCAGAAGGUUUUAAUUGGGAUCAUUAUGAUCCUAACAGAACUUCAGAUUCUAAAGCAUUUGUUGCUCAAAUUUUUGAAGAUUCAACUGCUGAAGAUGAAAUAGUGUAUGCUUAUUACGAAUCUCAGCAAUUUAGUCCUAAAAAGAAAGAAGAAGAACCAGUUUCAACAGAAGAGGCUUCACAAAAAGCACCAAUCUUUGAUCACUCAUUAGAUGAAGAGAGUGAUGAUGACAAUAAAGAAAUUCGAAAACUUGAAUAUUAUAAAAGAGAAUUUUCACCUGAUAGAUAUAAUUUGUAUUUUGCAGGUAAAAUGGAAGAGAUCAAAGAAAGACAAGCUGCGAAAAAGAAGAAUCAUAACGCAGCAACUGUUGUAGAAAAGGUCAAACCUGAGGAAAAUGUUCGAGUAAUAAAGAAACAGGUUAAAGAAAUUCCAGCUAUCAAGGUUGAGAAGGAAGCCGAUACUGAAAAGAUACCUGAGAAGUGUGACAAUUUUGAUACUGAAACCCAGAGGAUAGAAACUGAGAGGGUAAACAGGUUAUCGAAAAGUUACUCAUGGGCUUCUUACGUGAUUGACAGGAUUUACCCUACAGUAGAAGGCAUGGAAGCGUUUGAAGAGAAGAAGUCUGAAGUAAAAAAUACUGGUAAGAAACAUAGUACCAAUUAUACAAGGUGUCCUCCUCCGCUUGAAGAAGUAUAA
This is a messenger RNA of Helianthus annuus (common sunflower), 933 nucleotides long. RefSeq names its product triadin-like. The record is from RefSeq and is a predicted model, not a curated record. NCBI's taxonomy places the organism in Eukaryota, Viridiplantae, Streptophyta, Magnoliopsida, Asterales, Asteraceae. The transcript has 3 exons. Bases 1 to 933 code for a protein of 310 amino acids.